UACCUAAGAAUAUUCUCACAAGUCUCCUCUUUUUGUGAAUUUCUACUCAGAAUAGUCACUGAUAAAGCUUCUUUUAUAGUGAAAUCCUUCCGUUUUAUAAUAAUUCUCAGAUCUGAUAUUUGCUAGGCGAACGUUUUUCUGAUUAGCUAUGGCCUUGGUCUUGCACUCCAAUGUAAACAAAAAUGUCAGAAAGACACUUAUUGUUGCAGAGUACAGUGGGAUCCAGGUAGAAAUUGCUCCAAAUUUUCAGAUGGGUGUAUCUAACAAAACACCUGAAUUUCUAAAGAUGAACCCUAUUGGAAAGAUUCCUGUGCUUGAAACCCCUGAUGGUUCAGUUUUUGAGAGUAACGCUAUUGCUCGUUAUGUUACUCGUCUGAAGGCUGACAACCCUCUUUAUGGUUCUUCAUCCAUUGAAUAUGGUCAGAUUGAACAGUGGAUUGAAUUUGCAACACUUGAAAUUGAUGCUAAUAUUUUAGCCUGGUUGAGACCAAGAAUGGGAUUUGCUCUUUACCUUCCUCCUGCUGAGGAAGCUGCUAUUGCUAACUUGAAGAGGGCACUGGGUGCUUUGAGUACACAUUUGGCUUCAAACACUUUCUUGGUUGGUCAUGCUGUGACACUUGCUGAUAUCAUAUUAACAUGUAAUUUAUACUUGGGAUUCUCCCAUGUCAUGACCAAGAGCUUCACCUCUGAGUUUCCUCAUGUGGAGAGAUACUUUUGGACCAUGGUUAAUCAACCUAACUUCAGCAAAAUAUUGGGUGAGGUAAAGCAAGCAGAUUCAGUUGUUCCUAUUCAAUCUAUAAAGAAGACUCCACAACCAAAAGAAGCUAAAUUAUCAAAGCCCAAGGACGAGCCUAAGAAGGAAGCACCUAAAGUGCAACCAAAGGCAAAAGAAGAGGCUGUCGAGGAAGAAGAGGCUCCAAAGCCCAAAGCAAAGAAUCCUCUUGAUCUGCUUCCUCCAAGCCCGAUGGUAUUGGAUGAUUGGAAGAGACUGUAUUCCAACACCAAGUCCAACUUCCGUGAAGUUGCUAUUAAGGGUUUCUGGGAUAUGUAUGAUCCAGAGGGAUACUCUCUUUGGUUCUGUGAUUACAAGUACAAUGAUGAGAACAUGGUCUCAUUUGUGACCAUGAAUAAGGUCGGUGGGUUUCUUCAGCGUAUGGACCUGACUCGCAAAUAUGCUUUCGGAAAGAUGUUAGUGAUCGGUGCAGAGCCUCCAUUCAAGGUGAAGGGGCUUUGGCUCUUCCGUGGACCUGAAAUCCCAAAGUUUGUUCUUGAGGAGUGCUAUGACAUGGAACUUUACGAGUGGACAAAGGUUGACAUUUCCGAUCCAGCCCAGAAGGAGAGGGUUAGCCAGAUGAUUGAGGAUCAAGAGCCAUUUGAAGGAGAGCCUCUUUUGGAUGCUAAAUGUUUCAAGUGAGGAAUCCUCAAAAAAGGAAAAAGACUAAGAAACAAAGAUCACUAGUACUUCCAUUUUGCAGGUUUUAGAAUUUAGAAACAUCUGUUUGAAUUUCUUAUUAUUUUCAGAUGUUGAUUGUGUGUGUCUUCUGUAUGAUUGUUGUUAACUAAUAAUGGUCUCUGUAUUUAUCCAGGAUUCUCAGUUCAUGUGAGUGGACUAACUUAUUUAGUUAUUUUUUAGAUCUAAAAUGACUCAAAUAAAUAUAAUAGUUAAAUCUCUAUCUUCUUCUAUUGUGUUUAGAAAGUAUAAA
Molecule: messenger RNA, 1703 nt
Organism: Impatiens glandulifera
Lineage: Eukaryota; Viridiplantae; Streptophyta; Magnoliopsida; Ericales; Balsaminaceae
Product: elongation factor 1-gamma-like
Exons: 7
Coding region: 149-1414 (421 amino acids)
Biological process (GO): translational elongation
Molecular function (GO): glutathione transferase activity; translation elongation factor activity
Source: RefSeq, a predicted model, not a curated record